GGGUAAUGCUUCUUAAAGAAUAUUUAUAAAAAUAUUACGAUCUUAAACAUGGCUAGUGUCAUUUGCUGAAAUUACUCGAUAUUGAAAAGGAGGUCGAGAAAGAAAUUUAUAUUUCGGAUUUAGUUGGGGUACAGAGCAUGACGCUUUCAACAGAGGGUACUUGCGUUGACCAUAGAUAUCGCCGAAGGAUGGCAAAACGUCUUAAAACAAAUGAAGAAAAGAAAAUACACGAACCUGGAGGAGAACGAAACGUUCUGGGAGUCAGCGAUGCUAAUAGGGUCCCAUUCAGUGAACAAAAUAAAUCACACAUAGAUGCCCCUCGUGAUUCAUCCGCAAGCCAGCCUUUAGAUAUAGUAAAGGCCCUCAUCAUGGCUGCUGACAAUGACAUGCCUGAAUUGAAUCGCGAAUUUUUCACCAGAACUCCGUCUGCCAACAAUGAUGCCGAAGCUUUUGAGCCGAUCUUUGAGGAAUCAGAACUACCUCCUAGACCAGUAAAACACAAGAAAAAGAAAUUUAGUUUUGAUGGGAAAUCAUCAAAACACCCCUCAUCAGACAAUAAAAACGCAGAAACAUAUACGGAGAAAUAAAAUAAUUAGAAAUAUUGGGUGAAAGCAACAGUCUGAUAGCAGAUUCUGCACACGAUCUCCUCCAGACAAAGGAAUUUGCGUGUUAGAACUUAUAAGUAGUUUGACAAAGUGCUCCUAAACAUAAUAUGGCUGUGAUGUUUUUGGAUCGUUUGUACUCUAAAUUUUGCAAUGUUGUUGAGGCGAUGUGAGCUUACUUUCUCAUUAUGAAAUUAACAAAUAUUAUUUCAAACAAAAUAUAUUUAUACAUUUAUUACAAUAAAUAUAAUCAUUUCACUUUUAAAGACAAUUAGUUUGUGGUUUUGUUACCAGACAUUGCAAGGGAAGUAACUUCAAUUCGUCGAGCUAGCGCAUGUUUUAUUCAAUAACUUUAAUUACCUUAACAAUAUUUAUUUGAAUAUAACGAAAUAAUCCUUAUGCAUUGCUGUAUAUUAUCUUUUUUUAUAAAUACAUAACACAAUAUUAGUUAUGAAGUUGAUAGUCAAAUAUAUCUCGACCAGAUUAGUCAUUUUAAUAAAGGUAUAAGAAUAAAAUGCCCACUUUGUUUGUUAUUGAACUACUUUGACGUUACCAUCGGGUUGUACAGAUCUUGAAGAUGUUAUAUUCUUGCUAUAUUGCUUAAUGUAUUUUGAUUCGCAUACAUUUUACCAUCUAUUUCAUUAUUUUUAAAGUACAAAAUGUUUCGUUGAUUUUGCCAUUGCAUGAAAUAUAGAAUGAAGCUUGUUGUCAAAGGGGCACAACUACAACAGAAAAUAUUUUUUCUUUAAGACUUAAAUAAUAAGGCAUUUAAUCAAGGCGCAAAUAUUAAACGAAAUAGGGUUUUCAUAACUAAAUUGAUUACAUAGUAUGUAUAUUUAAAGAAUUUAAAGUUCUGCUUAAAAUUGAAGUAAUUUAUUUGCAUUGAUUAUAAGAAUUAUCUUUAACAAAUAGAUGCAAAUGCUUAUAUUCUAAAAUACAAUAAAAAAAAAACAAAUAUAAUUUACAACACUACAAUAUGUUUCAUUUCGUUGAACUCAGUCACUGAAAAUUACAAUUCUCCUUCCAAUUGGAGUACUUUAAACUAUUUUGAUGAUAACUGUUGUUCUUAAACACUUUAUGCAACAUACCGUUGCUUUUAUAUAACAAUAUACUACUAAAAAAUAAAAAAGUUUUAUUUUGCAGAACUUGAUAACAUUCUGUUAUGCUUGAAACAUGUCUAGUAUCUUUUUAUAAGGUUAAUUAAAAACAUUAUGUUUUAUAUUUUGGACGACUGCAUACCAUGGUUUUGUUUUAGCGAUUAACAAAUCCAUAUCAUGUAAAAUUACUUUGUGCUUGAUGGAAAAUAAAC
Messenger RNA from Mya arenaria, 1911 nucleotides. RefSeq lists its product as uncharacterized. The record is from RefSeq and is a predicted model, not a curated record. Bases 138 to 587 code for a protein of 149 amino acids. The transcript has 4 exons. NCBI's taxonomy places the organism in Eukaryota, Metazoa, Mollusca, Bivalvia, Myida, Myidae.